Molecule: messenger RNA, 8967 nt
Organism: Brassica rapa (field mustard)
Lineage: Eukaryota; Viridiplantae; Streptophyta; Magnoliopsida; Brassicales; Brassicaceae
Source: RefSeq, a predicted model, not a curated record
UAGAGAAAUAUAUGGUAACAUAUUGUUAGUAUAAAUUUAAGGUAAGACCAAAAAAUAAUGAGUUAAAAGAGAGAAUCCAAACAACUUUUAUAAGUAGAUUUUUUUAGACUUCUUCCCUUUUAAUAGUAUUGAUUAUUUGUUUUGCUCCCGGUCAAAAAAAUAUCUGGCUUCACCCCUGCCUCCACGAGAUCUUUGUGCCAUAUCAAAACUAUCAGAGUUUGUAGACACAACGUUGUAACCAAUUUCAUCAGGUGAUGCUUGAGAAACAACUGCAAGAGGGUCUGAUAAUGAAGAUGGAGACAAAGGAAUUAAAGACAAAAUGAAUGUUGUUGACGUUUGGUGGGGGUAGAGACUGCAUUGUUAUUCUUGAAAAAUGCAUACAUAUACUUGGGAAUUCACAUAUCAUAUAAUUUUCAUGACCAGAUAUUUAGCCAAAUGUAAAAGCCAUUACUAUAAUUGCCAAAACUUGUUUAAAUAGAUAAUGGUCAUGGUGCUUUAUAAUUUGUAAAGGCCAUCUAUAAAAAAUAGCUCCUCACAAAUUAAUUCAUUUACACUCGAGUAACAUUUCACAUAUCCCUAAUCAUUCACGAGGAGCUUAAUUUUAGUCACGAUACUUCUUGUUGCUCUGCCAAGUGUCAGAUCUCUCUCUAUUUCAACCGUAGCAUUAUCUGAAAAAUCAUCGCCUAUCCCCUCGCAACUAGUAGCAGCCCAAAUCCAUCAAAAAGGCUCUGCCUUCGGCGGAAACAUCAAAAAGGUUAAUCGGGCUCCCUCUUCUGUCUCAAACCCCGAGAGAUCCUCAUUGACCCCAAUAUUGUUUAUGGGCUUCCUAACAUCCCAGGAUUACAUGGCAUCUCAGAAAUACCAAACAUCCCGAGGAUUCCUAACAUUCCAAGCCUUCUAAGUAUUUCAGAUAUUCCUAACAUUCCGAAGAUUCCAAAUAUUCCAAGGAUUCCUAACAUUUCGGUCCUUCCAAAGAUCCCUAACAUUCCUAGGAUUCCUAACAUUCUGUUCCUUCCAUUGAUCCCUAAUAUUCCAAGGAUACCUAAUAUUCCUACAACUCCCGAGGAUCCCUAACAUCCCUGGCAUGUCUCCUCUACUGCCGUUCGAGUCAGUAGUUUUAUUCCAAUCAGUUGAAAUGAAAACGUGUUUUACAAUAGAUGAAUCAAAGACAACACAAAAAUGUUUUCAGCAGAUAUCCACGAGCCAGACAGAGAAGGAUUUUGAAGUGGACAAGGAAUGUUGUGAGAUCGUUAUGAAGAUGAACAAGAAGUGCAAUAACUACGUCUGUUUGUUGUUCAAAAGCCGCUUCUUCGUUCCUCUUCAAAACUCAUGUCACAUUAAGCCUACCAAAAACUAAGCGAGCCCCUACAAUGGAUAUUUAGUAUAAUAUGGCAGCUAUUUCUUGGUUAUAUCCAAUACCCAUAUUGAUGCAUCAUAUAUUUAUUAUUUCAGUGUUUUUAAGAUUAAUCAGGUUUUUAUAUUUUAUUUGGUUGUCGUUCGCGUGACGAGCGGGUUUUAGUAUAUAAAAUUUAAAAUGUCAAAUGAUAGAUUUCCCAGAUGCAAGAUACUUAUCAGAUCAACUAAAGGCUCGGUCAUAAACAUGAUAUGUUUUCACAAUUGGAGGUACCACCAUAUCUUGGCGUUUUCAGAAGUAGACACUCAAUGAAGCCAGCAGAAAAUGUUUUAUGGUUGAGGUCAAUAAAUUGACAUAUCCAAUAAAGCAAUGAGAUUAAUGAAGAUACAUCCCAACAAUUUUAUAUAAAGAUAAUGUGGCAUGCAUUGCUCAAACGAAACCAAACAUAUAUUUCGAAAGUUCUUCUCAUAUAUUCAAAAUCUCGAGAAGAAUAAAUCAACUGAAGUAAAGUCUGUUUGAUCAUGUAAUAAUGCAGUCGACCUAUUCGUAAAAUCACUUAUACCUUGGAAUGUGUCAUCAAAAUAAUCUAUGAGAUGACAUAAUGUUCAUUCCAGGGGAAUGAUACAUGGUUGUACUCUUUUUACCUACUAUGGGUUUUUUCCACUGAGUUUUCUUGGAAAUAAUGUUUAUGAGGCAACAAACGCGUUAAACAAGAAAUGAUAGUAACACUAGUCUCCGAGGAAGAUUGUUAUGAAAGUCUAUAAUAUCUGCUCCAUCCAAAUGUAUGUAUUAAAAUUUAACAAAAAUCGUGUGAACGAAAAUUAUGUUAAUCCCACCUUCAUUAUGCGUGCACAGUAAGUUUCUCUUUUUAACUCCGUAUAAAUGAUCAAUUUGAUCAAUUGUAAUAUACCAUUUCUUCUCAUCUAAUAAUACAUUUUAUCUCGUGUUUCUUUCAUAUCAGAUAUAACCAAUUUUAUCAACCCACUACUGUCAUUACCUAACCCAAUCACCGCAGCUGAUCGAGCUGGCCGAGAUGGUCGUCAAGCUGAUCGAGCUGGUCAGCUAGCUGGUACAAGCUGACUACACUACACUGAGUUAAACGGGAACUUUGUUUAGGUCAAAAUAAACUACCCAAGCUUGUCAUUCGACCUAAUGAUUACGCCUAUGGAGUACCCAGAUCAAUGGUUCGUCCUGAAUCUUGACUAUGUUUGUCCAUAAGAUAUCCGUCUGGUCCUAUGCAUGACCGAGGGCGUUACAAUGAUCUCAGUGAUCGAAGAACCGCAAGCGUGGCCAAGAUUCUUGUUUGAGCUGAAGGAGUUUAAAAAGCGACAAAGAAGAUUGCAAUCAUUCAAGAUUACUUACAUACCUCGGGCGAAAAACACAUUUGCUGAUUAAUUAACUAAAUCUGUUCAAUCUUCAUAUGGAUCUUUUUAUGUUGGUUUCUAUUCUGGUGUGACUUUCUAGACCUUAUCUUGUUUGACUGACAAAAUUGAUGUAAAAAAAUGUAUAUCUUUCUUCUUUUAUCAAAUUUUAAAAAAUUAUGUAUAAAUGUUCUUAAUAUGGCAUAAAAUAAAUACUGAAAGGCAUGUUUUAUUAAAGAAAAAAAAAAGAGAAACAGUCGGACUUAAAGCAAUGUUUUUGAAACCAGACCAGAAACUGAACCGUAUAAGUCACGAUUCAAUAUGAAUCGACCAGGUCAAACUUUGUUUAGUAACCUGAUUCAAUAUAAUUUUAAUAUAAAAAUUAAGUAUUAAUGUUAAUAAAUAUGGUAUAUAAUUAAAAUAUAAAUAAAAUAUCAAACAUAAAAUUAUAAAUAUAAAUUAAUAUAUUUGUCAAAUGGUAGGUUUAUGGAAUUUUUGAUAGUUUUAAUAGUUUUUAUCCAAAUCAAUAACUUUGAAAUUUAAUUUGGUUAUGAGAUUGGUUUAUGAUCAAACUGGUUAUUAAAUCCAAUAUGGAAUCUAGAAUGUGUGGUUCAUGGUUGAACCUUGUCCAACUAUCGGGUCGGUCCAGUUUUAAGAACACUCACAUAAAGACAAAAGUAAGAGACUUGUCUCUUCUUUAACAUGAGCAAACGUGAAAAAGGUAGUGGGUUGCCCCUUGAUACGCCCUGGAUCGAGCACCGUCCUGUUUGGUUCAUGGACACGUCCCAAGGUGGCGUUCUUGUUUACCAGCUCGACGAAACCGAGGUUCUCAUGUUGGAACAUGCCAGUCCUACAGCCCGUGUCAUUCCAUCUGAUCAUUCCGUCCAUGCUGAUCAUAAUUUCCCUUUGGAUUGUGCUGAUCAGACUGUCCGUCCUGACCCAUCCGAUCACCCCGACUGUCCAGAACGUGCCUCGUCCGUCCUGCUCCUUACCGCGAAGGAACCACUUGGUUCAGACGAACCUGGACGUUAGACAUUUAUGGCCAGAUCUGGAUCUCAAGAUUUUCUACUUUGUCUUUAAUUUUCAGAUCCAGAUCCAGAUCUAGAUCUAGAUCUAUCAUUAAUACUUUUCAUGUGUUUUUUCUACAAUAAAUAUGCAAACACUUCUAUCAAUAAAAUCAUUCCAUUUUCUUUCAACUUUUUGAGUCUUUACUCUUUGUUCUUUGUUUAGAACUUUUCUAGUUUUCUUGGUGUGGUUAGCUCCAAGCAAACGCCCUUGUCCGUUGGUCUUGUGAGUCAUAUCAAGCAACGGUUCAAGAUCGCCUCUUUGUUGGACCGGUGAGUCACAUCCGGCAACAAUCUGGUUCGGGAAUAUCAAAGGCCACUCUGCAACCUUUGUGCGACCCCUCAUUCCAUCAUAUCUCCUCUUGGAGUUCAUAUCUUUUCCAAAUCCGGUCGAGUGAUCCUUUUAAGGCGUAUCAAAGUGGUAUCAGAGCCACUCUUCCGGUAUCUCUUUCCAUUUCAUCUUUCUCAUCUACCAUUUUCUUCAUAAAAAAAGAAAAAAAAAUUCUUCUUCUAUCUAUCUUGAUUCCGGGCCCCUCAUUACCAUCCAUUAAAAAAAAAAAAAGAUCUACGAUUUAAAGAAAAAAAGAAAAAGAGUUUCAAGUUUGAUUUGUGGAUUGGUGGUGGAAGAAAAAGCCUGCUGGCUGAGGAGAAAUCCAGCCUUUGAGGUUGUUAAAACGGAUUCCAAAAGCUAAAUCUCUUAUCUUUCUCUCUUUACAAAAAAAAAAAAAAAAAUUCCCUUGUUUGCUUGAAGUUUGUCCCUUGGAAUUCCUUGAUUAGAUCUCUUAGAACAUUGAGAAGAAGCUUGUGUGAUUACCAUAAAAUCUGAGAGAAACACUUGAGUGUGUGAGAUUAAACACUUGAGAGUGUGAGGUUUUAUUUCCUAACUUUUGUGUUGAGAUUUUCAGGUUUUGAUGUUUGGUCUUCAAAGGAAAAGUAGCAAGGAGAAAUCCCCACGACAAACUGUCUCUCAAUCUCCAUUUAAAUAUUCUUUGAACAAUUUUGAUGAAUUUGUUAGUGUGCAGGAACGGCUAGACAUAAGGUGCAAGGAUCCUAUCAAAACGACCAGAGAUGUGGCUGAUCCAAAAAGGCGAUUACUUCAGUUUGAUGUCCAAGAAAUCUGUGACAACUUUGAGAAGGGAAUGAUGAAAGCCCUAAAAGACAUCAGCAAGAGCCAUAAGAAGAGCACAUCCACAAGUUCACUUGUAGCUGAGCCAUCCUUUUUCAUCAGUAAGAAAUCCAAAGGUAAACCUGAAACCCAUGUUGAGGAGUUGAAAGAUUUUUCAGAUUCUUUACCUACCUUUGAUGAAUAUGAUGAAGAACCAAUUGAAAGCUUGAUAAUUUGUGAGAAAAACUGUGAUUUUCCUUCACUUGAAUCUGAGUUUAUGAAUGAUAAUGAACAGACUAUUGUAGAACUAACCGUUUUGCAACCGGAGCAUCCGAGUAGUCUUGUUUUGUCUCAACAGGUUUUUGAGGAAGCGCCACUAAACUAUCCACAUCAAGGACCACGUCUUGACACUAGGAGCCCCAUGGACGAGGAUUUAGGUCCUAUCUUUGAUGAGGAGGACGUACCUGGCUCAGUCUUUGAUGAAGAAGCAACAAGCAUCACCUCCAUCGUUAAGGAGAGCCAUCUAUGUUUUGAUCCCGGCACAACUCCUGCCCCUUUGACUCCUGAUCUUCAAGAGCACUUGUUUGUUUUGAGUAUCCAGGAAAGACAGGUUCAGCCUCUGAGAAAUGAAAGCAUUGACUGUGCCCAACAGCCUGAGAUUUGGAGAAGCUUUGUUGUCCAAACCGGCUACCUUGGAGAUGCCAGCGACAGGGGUUCAGUACAAAACGGAUAUAUCAACAUUCAGAAGGUGUUUUGUCAUGAAUACAAUUUACCUGGAAAUCCAACUCACAAAGGAUUCACUGAGGCUUGGAAUCACUUGAAAAGCUUCACGGAAGAAGGAGUUAUGAAUUUUCCGAACUGGAGGUUCUCCAGCCCAUCUAUCAGCGAGUACCAGACUUGUAAAGGAGAUUCAGGCCUAAGAAAGAAGCGGCCUGAGCCAAAACCGAUCCUCAACAAACCAAAGGUGUUUCCUCAGUCAAUUUCCUGUCCAAACCAAAAGCACUUUGUUUUGAAUGAACAGGAUAAGCAUGAUCAUUUCCCAAGGAGAGCAAGAAAUGAUGGACGCCAAAGGACUUGGAAUUAUUUGAUGAAAACAACUUCAAAACUCCAAGAAAGUUUCUCUCCAAAUUUAUCCUUUAAUGAAUUUUACUUGUUUUUAAAAUUCUUUGUGUCUGAUUCAUUUUCUUUUGAUUCAGGUAAAAUGGAUUUGAGGACAAAUCCUUUUGAAGAGGGAGAGUAUGAUACACCCUGGAUCGAGCACCGUCCUGUUUGGUUCAUGGACACGUCCCAAGGUGGCGUUCUUGUUUACCAGCUCGACGAAACCGAGGUUCUCAUGUUGGAACAUGCCAGUCCUACAGCCCGUGUCAUUCCAUCUGAUCAUUCCGUCCAUGCUGAUCAUAAUUUACCUUUGGAUUGUGCUGAUCAGACCGUCCGUCCUGACCCAUCCGAUCACCCCGACUGUCCAGAACGCGCUGUCCGUCCUGCUCCUUACCGCGAAGGAACCACUUGGUUCAGACGAACCUGGACGUUAGACAUUUAUGGCCAGAUCUGGAUCUCAAGAUAUUUUCUACUUUGUCUUUAAUUUUCAGAUCCAGAUCCAGAUCUAGAUCUAGAUCUAUCAUUAAUACUUUUCAUGUGUUUUUUCUACAAUAAAUAUGCAAACACUUCUAUCAAUAAAAUCAUUCCAUUUUCUUUCAACUUUUUGAGUCUUUACUCUUUGUUCUUUGUUUAGAACUUUUCUAGUUUUCUUGGUGUGGUUAGCUCCAAGCAAACGCCUUUGUCCGUUGGUCUUGUGAGUCAUAUCAAGCAACGGUUCAAGAUCGCCUCUUUGUUGGACCGGUGAGUCACAUCCGGCAACAAUCUGGUCAGGAAUAUCAAAGGCCACUCUGCAACCUUUGUGCGACCCCUCAUUCCAUCAUAUCUCCUCUUGGAGUUCAUAUCUUUUCCAAAUCCGGUCGAGUGAUCCUUUUAAGGCGUAUCACCCCUUUUCCAGGAGAGAGAAUGUGAAUGUCCCGGUGACCAGUGCGUCAAGUAAUCACCACUGGGCCAUCCCGCACCGGUUUAUUCACAUUAUCAAAAAAAAAGUAGUAGGUUGCCCCUUUUCCAAGAGAGAAAAUGUGAAUGUCCCGGUGGUCAGUGCGUCAAGUAAUCACCACUGGGUCACCACUGGGCCAUCCCGCACCGGUUUAUUCACAUUAUCAAGUCAGCUCUUUUCCGGAUCCAAACUCAAUAUUUGUUCUUCUUCUCUUUCUCUCUCUUUCUCUGUCUCUUUCUCCAUCUUGGUGUUUGCUUACGUAAGCGUCUACAUCGUUCUGCAAUGGUAAAAGUCUUAACGGAUGGUAAAAAUUUGGUGACAGAGCUUCGUCGAAACUUCGUGUAACGAUCCGAAUUCUUAAAUUCGGGUUUUGGUUUCUUUAUGUCCAUUAAUUAAAUUUCUCUAAAUCAACUUGAUUUAUUUUUGGUCUAAUUAAUUAUUUCAACCUUGUGAACCAAACCGUGUAUCCAUAUAAUUAAAGCGUAUUUCUUCUUCUAAACCUAAAAGUCAUGCGCCGUAUGUAGAAGCUGGGCGUGCUCUUCGAAGCCAUGCCAUGACCCAUCCGUUCCUUCAUCUUCCCCCCAUCUUUGUUGCUCAUCUCUUGUGCCAUUCUCUUCUUCUCCCCCAUGUUAUUCAUGUGUCUGUGUGCUUGAUGACCGAGAAGACGUGACGCAUCCACCAUCGUCACCAUCGGAGCCAUGUCCUUCACCAUCAACCACCGUGAGCCAUGCCACUGGAGCCAGCGCCUUCACCGGAGGAGUGGCUCGUGUUACUAGAGAUCCGUUGUGACCGUGGAGAAGAGAUGUACGAGCUGGAGCUAUCGCAUCUUGACGCCACCGGCACGCAUCAACACCACCAAGCACCACGACCGGAGCCGUUUCAGUCUGACAAGCAGUGAUCCUCAACCGUGAGUCACCGGAGAGGGCCAUGCACUUUUGGGGCCGAGAUCCGCCACUACGAUUUCAAGCCGUGAAGGUUAAAAGAGAUUAUAUUAAUUUCUUGUACUGCAAGUUUCAUAAUUAAACCUUAGAUCUAUUAUAUGAUAUUUAUGUCUCCUUUCGCGUGUGUUAUUUUCCGAUCUGGUGUGCCAUUGUUGUGAGUUCGAGAUCCAUGGUGAAAUCCUAGCUUCUUUGCUGAUCAAGUCAUCUUGUUUAUUGUUGGAUUAGUUUCUGGUUCUCCCUUAUUGCUAAGGUGAAGGCUAUCCCAUUAAAUCCCGAGCUAGUUUAGUACUACUAUUAUGGAAAGUUUAGUUUCGAAACAUGAUCCGUCUCUGUGAAUUGAGUCUGUUUGAGAGUUUUGUUUGUUUAUUAUUACUAUUGAUUGUUAAACCGGAAAUAGGAUAAUAGAGGAUUCAACGGUUGACUGAACUGAAUGAAUUAAGAACUGUUAUUUAUAUAUGUAUACAUAAGUCUGUUAUGAGAUUGCGUGGCACAAAGAUGUUGUGCUAACGGCGCAUUGUGUGGAGAUUGCGGGACAUAGAGACGUUUGUGUUAGUGGCGCAUUGUAUGGAAAUUGCCGGACAUAUAGACGUCUAUGCUAGCGGCGCAUUGUAUGGGGAUUGCGGGGUACAAAGACGUUUGUACCAGGGGCGCAUAGGUGAUUGCGGGAUACAAGGAUGAACUCUUGUACUAGCGGCACAUAGAGUUAUAUAUUUAUAUUCAUAUAAGGAGAAUGCGGGGCGUGUGAUCUAGUUAUGCACUAUCAGCGCAUUUGAUGUUUUAUGUGGUGUAUUAGACACCGGGUUUGUUUCAUUCUAGAGCUAGGCUUACAUAGUCGUAGUGCUAUGUACUGAGUCAGUGGUUUGUGGUUUAGCAUUUCAUACCUCACGAAGUAACUCCCAUGUUACUCACCCCUUUUUCUUUCCCCUUUCAGGUGAGAGUAACGAGCAUAAGCGAUUGCUAUCGGAUUGGUGCUUUGGAAGUUUUAUUUCUUUCAUUUCAGACUUGCGGUUUUUAUGAUUUUAUUGAUAUUUUCGGGAUUUAUUAUAUUAUUUGGAUUUAUGACUUUGGAGUUGACUUUUGAGAAAUAAUAAAUGAAGAUUUCAGACU